CAUGAGUGCAUGACCCACCCGGUUUGUUGGUUUUUUUCCAAUUCAACAGCCUCCUCUCCGAUACUCCAAUCUCCCUUGUCCAGGCCAAGUGGCCAACUGCCUACCUGGGUGCCUAUAUAACCGCCAAUCCUCUCACUGACGAACGCCAAGAGAAGGGGAAAAGUAAUCCUCCAGCUAAACUAGAAAGAGAUGAGCUACUACGGUCAGCAGCCGCCGGUGGGCGCGCCGCCGCCGCAAGGGUACCCGGGGAAGGACGCGUACCCGCCGCCGGGGUACCCGCCGGCCGGCUACCCACCGCCGGCGCAGGGGUACCCUCCCCAGGGAUACCCUCCGCAGCAGGGGUACCCGCCGCAGCAGGGCUACCCGCCGCCGUACGCGCAGCCACCGCCGCCGCAGCAGCAGCAGCACCACAGCAGCGGGCCUUCCUUCAUGGAGGGAUGCUUGGCUGCACUUUGCUGCUGCUGCCUGUUGGAGGCUUGCUUCUGAUCAAGUCUGUCCGUGUGACCAAGCAGUCUCGAUCGGACACAAACCCUGGGAUUGAUGUGGAAUUAUUGUUCCUUUGAAAAGAAAUAUAUGGAAUUGUUGGGAUUGGCAUGUCGUGUUGGUUACUUUCUUUGAUAAGAUUAGUAGAAUUUUUCUACCAUCACAGCGUACAAUUAUGUGUGUAUUGCCUGUUCACCAGAUAAGUGUAUACCCCCUUAACGAAAUCAUUGUAUUUGAUGGAUUAGUUUAUCUAGUUUACUGUAAUAUCUCACUCUCCCCGUGUUAGUGACUACAAAUCGAGCCUCACGUCGAGACAUCUUUUUUUUCAGACUUUAAA
Oryza sativa Japonica Group (Japanese rice) is the source of this 820-nucleotide messenger RNA. Its product is annotated as cysteine-rich and transmembrane domain-containing protein WIH2. Lineage: Eukaryota; Viridiplantae; Streptophyta; Magnoliopsida; Poales; Poaceae. The record is from RefSeq and is a predicted model, not a curated record. Gene Ontology annotation, cellular component: plasma membrane.